UUUAUUCUUCUUCUCGUUUCCCUCCUGAACCAAACAAAAGAUUUAAAGAAAUUAUCUCGUUUUUAAAAACUAAAAUCAUGAUAUAUGCUUUGUGUUACUGGAAUUAUCGAAUAAAACUAUGAAAUAUAAAAGGAGCCUCGUUGUAGGCCAGUGAGGUCACUAAUUGCAGCGCGUGAAUUAAAGGAAAAUAGUCCAAAUUCUGCACAGAUUUUGGUUUAUUUUUGUUUCUCAGAGCGUCUUUUUUUUCCACCAAACUCUCCAUUUUCAUCGCCUCUGUGUCAAGGAGAAGCUUUGCUAUUCAUGUCAGCACACUAUUGAGUUGAUAAGAUGGAUCAUUUAGUCUCCUCCCUGAUUCUGUCUUCUUCUUCUUUUUUUUUUUCUGGAUCCUCUCAGGCCAGAAGCCCGCGGCUCUCUGGAAACCUGCCAUGUGACAUUUGGCUGCCAGCGCUCCGUCAGAAGGUCAAAAGGGGCCCCGGUGCACAUUUAAUGGAAAUGCAGAAAAGCGGUACAACACACAACAACAACAUCCACCACUUCUUCAGCGAGUCUUUGCGUCAUCAUCAUCAUCCUCAUCAUCAUCAUGAGGAUGUUGUCAGUGACUGCUUUGGCUGCACGCAUCCUGCAGCAGCAGCAGCUGCGCACCGAGUGGACACGUUGCAGCUUCCCCGGAGGUCAAAACAACAAAACGCUAAGUUUACUAUGAGCAAAAAGAUUUUCCCCUGGAUGAAAGAGUCCAGACACGCAAAUCAGAAAGCAGGAAGCAGGAGGAUGGCAGACUGCACCGUCAACGAGAAGUGUCCGAGCGCGUCCCCGACCUCCAAGCGGACGCGCACCGCGUACACGAGCGCGCAACUGGUGGAGCUGGAGAAGGAGUUUCACUUCAGCCGCUACCUGUGCAGGCCGAGGCGGGUGGAGAUGGCCAACCUGCUCAACCUCCACGAGAGGCAGAUUAAGAUCUGGUUCCAGAACCGGAGGAUGAAACAGAAGAAGGACGAGAGGGUUCAGGGCCUCCCCAACACAUCCAACACCACCACCUCCUCCUCCUCGCCCCCGUCUUCCCCCUCCGCCCCGGGCAGCCCCACUCUAUCGAGCCUGGGUUAUGUCCAUCUGGGCGGGGAUUACCAGCCGGCCUCCCCUCCGCUCAAAUCCCAACAACACCAAUCCCAGUCUGCGUACCCGGCAGAAUACUCCAAAUAUCCGGCUUCAGGCUUCACGCACGGCCCGCAGUUUGACGCGCAGUAUGACACGCACAACAACAGCAGCAGCACCGCUAACCAAAACCUGGAUCUGUCAUAUUUCUCUCAGAGCUGCUCUCCUCAGGACAGAAUCAUGCAAGCUCCAAAACUGACUCAUCUGUAGCAGACAAGAUGUUGAUUUCUGGAAACUCCUCGAC
Molecule: messenger RNA, 1393 nt
Organism: Thunnus maccoyii (southern bluefin tuna)
Lineage: Eukaryota; Metazoa; Chordata; Actinopteri; Scombriformes; Scombridae
Product: homeobox protein Hox-A3-like
Exons: 2
Coding region: 328-1359 (343 amino acids)
Biological process (GO): regulation of transcription by RNA polymerase II
Cellular component (GO): nucleus
Molecular function (GO): RNA polymerase II cis-regulatory region sequence-specific DNA binding; DNA-binding transcription factor activity, RNA polymerase II-specific
Source: RefSeq, a predicted model, not a curated record